Molecule: messenger RNA, 379 nt
Organism: Pocillopora meandrina
Lineage: Eukaryota; Metazoa; Cnidaria; Anthozoa; Scleractinia; Pocilloporidae
Source: the annotation of a GenBank genome assembly
GAAAUUGAUCAGUUGUCAAAAGGGUUGCCAGGAGAAAUGCAACCAGUAAUCCAGCGAUUAAAGUUUUUCAUCAAUCGAACCUGUCUUGCGAAGCAAGAGGUACACAUGAUAAUGGAGGCCAUAGAUAAAAUGGUAAGCUUUCAGAUUUCAGUCAUGCGCAUGAUACAUUCCAGUUUGAAGGAAAGUAGUUUUUAUAUAAUAUAUGAUACAUACAUACAUUAACAACUAAUCAAGCUUUCCACUUUUUAUUUUCCACUUAUAGAUCAAUGAAAGCAUGGGAUCACUUGCAUCUUGUUCGGAGAGAGAUCUUAAACCAAUCAAAAUGAAAAAGCUUGAAUUGGAUGCAGCCCUGAAGACAUGGGGAAAUCUCAUAAACCAG